UCUGCGUCAGGAGGGCACACUCAACUCUGCGCAAUUACGCGGACUCCUAACUGGCACAGUGAUCAGAGACAAACCAAAAGCCAUUUUUUCGGCUACUGAAGCUCACAAGGUUGAAAUGGACUUUUAAUCAGGCCAUCCUGAUAAUUUAGAGGAUUUGCUUCGUGCACUUCAAUGCAUUUUACGAUAUAACAGCUGUGAAUGUUGUGAUAUGAUUAUUACGCAUGUGCUCUGUGCACAGCUUUGAAUAGUUGUCUUAUAAAUAGACAUUUUUUUUCUUUUUAAAUAGCUUUCUUUCUUCUCUAAAAUUGGCUCCCGUACAAACAGCCGCGUUGGAUCCCUCGGCUUACUGCGAGACUCCGGUGUAUAACCCGGAUCUCUGCCCUAAUAUGAUAGCCGCCCAGGCAAAGUUGGUGUAUCACCUCAACAAAUACUACAACGAGAAAUGUCAGUCUCGAAAAGCAGCCAUCUCCAAGACCAUCCGGGAGGUGUGCAAGGUGGUUUCGGAUGUCCUGAAGGAGGUCGAGGUGCAGGAGCCCCGCUUCAUCAGUUCUCUCAGCGAGAUGGAUAAUCGUUUCGAGGGACUGGAGGUCAUUUCACCCACCGAGUUCGAGGUUGUGCUCUAUCUGAAUCAGAUGGGAGUAUUCAACUUUGUGGAUGACGGGUCUCUCCCGGGCUGCGCCGUGCUCAAGCUCAGCGACGGCCGCAAGAGAAGCAUGUCUCUUUGGGUUGAAUUCAUCACAGCCUCUGGUUACCUCUCGGCGCGCAAGAUCCGGUCGAGAUUUCAGACACUGGUGGCGCAGGCAGUGGAUAAAUGCAGCUACAGAGAUGUUGUCAAAAUGGUCGCUGACACGAGUGAGGUGAAAUUGCGCAUUAGAGACAGAUACGUGGUGCAAAUCACGCCGGCUUUCAAGUGCACUGGGAUCUGGCCGCGAAGUGCUGCGCACUGGCCUCUCCCUCACAUCCCCUGGCCGGGACCUAACCGAGUGGCAGAAGUCAAAGCGGAGGGUUUCAAUCUUUUAUCCAAAGAGUGCUACUCGCUGAACGGCAAGCAGAGCUCAGCGGAGAGCGACGCCUGGGUCUUGCAGUUCGCCGAGGCCGAGAACCGGCUCCUCCUGGGUGGAUGCAGGAAGAAAUGCUUGUCAGUCCUCAAAGCGUUACGCGACCGUCACCUCGAACUGCCCGGACAACCCCUCAACAACUACCACAUGAAAACUUUGGUUUCCUACGAGUGUGAGAAGCAUCCCAGGGAGUCGGACUGGGAUGAGAACUGCCUCGGCGACCGCCUGAACGGGAUACUAUUGCAGCUUAUUUCAUGUUUGCAAUGCAGAAGGUGCCCGCAUUAUUUCCUGCCCAAUUUAGACCUGUUUCAAGGAAAACCUCACUCUGCUCUAGAGAACGCAGCCAAACAGACUUGGCGACUGGCAAGAGAAAUACUGACCAACCCCAAAAGCUUGGAGAAACUCUGAGGUAAAAAUAUAAUAGUUAAGCUCGUCUUACAAUUUGUGGUAAAGAGGCCUAAUGAGCUUAUUAACGGACAGAAAAAAUAUUGCCAACCAGUUUGCAAAGUCUUGUGAAAUGUGGCUGUCCUCUGUUGUUGAAUAUGUUUUGGCCUAGCCUGUUUCAAGAUGAUUUUUAUAACAGUUUAGUUUGUCAUUGUCCCCAUGCACCUUUUGGCGGUGUCAAUAUUUAGGAGUAAGUUUAAAUUAUUGGCCACCAUUAAAUCAGGAGGCCACCUCAGCAGUGGUUUCUUUUCUAUCCGUGCCACACGGUUGCCUAAACCCUACAUUUCCUUAAAUGCUUUAAAAUAAAGCCCCGUGACAAACUUUGGAAAAAAUAAAAACACACAUGUGUACAUUUUAUACUGUAAAUACAUUCAUACAUUGUGAUUCAAGUGGUCUGAAAUUGUGAAUGUUGUUCUGUGACACGUAAAUAGGAUCCACCUGUUUAAAUCUACUUCUGAGCUUUUUUCUUUAUCUGGUAGAAACGUUAUUAAUUUAUACUUGCAUCAGUGGUAGUCUGAUUCAUCUGUUUCAAUGGACAUUUUCUAAUUUUUGAAAGUUUACAUUUUGAUGGUAGGCGUACGACAUUUGUUACAAUGAAAACAUUCCAUCAAUUUACUUGAAUUAUUAUUUAAAGUACUCGAACUUUUUUUGGUUGUUGUUUUUCUCUACCAUGCUUAGGCCUACAUGAUAAAAAAAUGAAAAUGAUAACAUAUAUAGUAUAUAUAUAUAUUACAGUUUAAUUGAAAAAAAAUGCACUUGAAAUACACUGGAUUAUAACAUCUGUGAUCUGAUUUUUUAAUUUCUUGUCUUUGAUCUAA
Molecule: messenger RNA, 2320 nt
Organism: Seriola dumerili (greater amberjack)
Lineage: Eukaryota; Metazoa; Chordata; Actinopteri; Carangiformes; Carangidae
Gene: mab21l1
Product: mab-21 like 1
Exons: 1
Coding region: 387-1466 (359 amino acids)
Source: RefSeq, a predicted model, not a curated record